Messenger RNA from Coccidioides immitis RS, 1319 nucleotides. Its product is annotated as glutathione S-transferase. The transcript has 3 exons. NCBI's taxonomy places the organism in Eukaryota, Fungi, Ascomycota, Eurotiomycetes, Onygenales, Onygenaceae. Gene Ontology annotation, cellular component: cytoplasm. Bases 164 to 946 code for a protein of 260 amino acids. The record is from RefSeq and is a predicted model, not a curated record. Gene Ontology annotation, molecular function: glutathione transferase activity.
CAAAGUCGCACCACCGAAUUUUCCUUUUCUUCUCUCCCAGACUGAACUCGCUGUCAGGUAGAACUCACUGGGAGACUUGAAGAUCUUCCCUCAUUUUUUAUAGAUAAUAGCCGCUUUGAUACAAAUACAUUCGGUCAGAGUACCUAGAAAUACCUUGAAAAAUAUGGCCGUCACCCUGGGGCCUUCCAGCCCGGACGCAGACAUCCAUCCCAUCGCAACGGGUCCUGCAAAGGAGGUUGUAGAAAAGCACUCCAGUGAGCAGCCAUUCAAGUUUUAUGCUGGCUGGUUUUGCCCGUUCGUCCAGAAAACCUGGAUCGUUCUCGAGGAGAAACAGAUUCCUUACCAAUACAUCGAAGUCAAUGCGUCCCUCGAUCCGAGUUCUCUCCUGUCACUAAAUCCGCGUGGGCCGAUCCCCACGCUUUACUGUCCCCAGCCAAACGGCUCCAAACCGCUCUAUGAAUCGAACAUCAUCAACGAAUACCUCGACGAUGUCUUCUCGUCUCAUCAGCCACACCUCUUCCCGCUUGAUCCGUACAAGAAGGCCAGGGCCAAGACCUGGGUGGACUUUGUGACGUCGCGGAUCAUACCCUCUUUCAAUCGCUUCUUGCAGGCCCAGGGCGAAGGAGAGAUCGCCAAGGCCCACAACGAGUUUCUAGGCCACCUGAAAGAGUUCAUAGACGCGAUGGACAGUAGCGGGCCGUACUUCUUCGGUGAAGAUUUCACCAUGCCCGAUGUUGCACUUGCUCCGUGGGCGAUGAGACUCUGGCUACUCGACCAUCUCAAGGGUGGCCUGAGGAUUCCAGAACCAGGUGAAGGCGGCGAAGACGAGCAGGUUUGGGAGAGGUGGAGGGAGUGGGUGGAUGCAGUUGGCAGCAGAAACUCUGUAGCCAAUACACUCAGCGAGAAAGAGUAUUAUUUGCCGAUAUACAAAAAGGUAUGCCGAUAAUCUUGCACAAAACCAGCCGGUAAAGGUGACCAGAGGUUGAAACGGCGCAUCCUAGAUAACCCUAUUUAGAUAAUCGGAUAGCACCCGAGGUUAUCAGACCUUUCGCUACUCUAAAUAUUCUCCCUUAUAAUCCACGGUUCUCAGGAGCUCCAGCGAAGGCGUGGGUUGGCGGGGCCCGAGCUUGAGAAUUUAAUCCAAAACGUUUGGGUGGCAGAAAAGGGCCGGGUGGUUUCCCUCUGGGCUGCCAGCUCAGGCCCUCGGUUCCACGGUUUUUCUGGGAUAGUUGUCUUUGUGGCUUUCAGAUUUCCAUUCUCAUUACUAGCGCGUUCCCUGUGCCAUGUCAUAGUUAAAUCUUAGUGAUGACCAUACUUGC